Messenger RNA from Meriones unguiculatus (Mongolian gerbil), 3667 nucleotides. RefSeq names its product small integral membrane protein 35 (gene Smim35). Lineage: Eukaryota; Metazoa; Chordata; Mammalia; Rodentia; Muridae. The record is from RefSeq and is a predicted model, not a curated record. The transcript has 5 exons. Bases 98 to 472 code for a protein of 124 amino acids.
GCAGUCUGGGUGAAGUCUCCACUUUGCUGAGCUGAGACGAGGGCGGGAGAUCUGUGCCUAUCUUACCAGAUUCUCACAAAUCCAGGCAGUGCUCCCGAUGACUGUAAAAGGCAAGGGAGCUACUUUUGCCAUGAUAUUGAUGACCGCAGAGUCCCAGCUGAGAAGAGGGAAUGGACGGAAAGCUUCCGUGACAACCCCUGCAUUCACCCCACCCCCCAAAGGUGAAGACUCCGUCAGCACACUGGGCAUGAUCCUUGGAGUGGGACUCUCACUGCUGCUCGUGUCCAUCUUUGGCUACAGCUUGGCCAAGUGGUACCAGCGCGGGUACUGCUGGGACGGGCCUAAUUUUGUCUUCAACUUAUACCAAAUUCGGAACCCGAAGGACUUGGAGGUGGGACCACCCUUCACCAUUAGUGGCCACAUGAGCAGUUCAGAUGGCGGCUACAUGAAGUUCUCCAAUGAAAGAAUCUGAUGGAGAAGCACCUAGCUUCUGGAGAUCAGGACAAGUUCAGGCUGAUGUCUCCGAAGCACCUGCUUUGGCCACUCUUCCAAGACCAUUAUAAUAAUCAUCUCAAUGCUUCCUGAACUGCUUUCACCUGCAUUCAAAUUCUUCUUUGACAUGAAUGGAAAAGUUCUACUCAUUCGUGCAUUCAUUCACCAAAAGUUUAUCGAGUGCUCAUUACGAUGUACUGGCAUUGGCUGGGUGUUAGGGCACAGAGAUAAAUCAAGAUAAAUCAAGAGGAGCUUCUGCUUUCAAUGAGCUGCAGUGAAUUCUGGAUAAAGGACCUUUAAUGAAACUUCACAGAGAACGAAUGGAAAUAGUCAAACUUCAAGACUUUGACAGCGGAGAAAGACCGAGGUACAGAUAGACUCAUUUGCAAAGAACAAAUGAUACCUAGAGCCCAGAGAGGCAGUCUCUCCUUUCCCUGGGGAUGCCUCGCCAGCCCAAUAGCAUGGCUGUGGUAGUUGGUUAGCCCGAGUGAACAGAUAGCACGUGCUUGCUCUGCCUCCACACCCUCCACGCAUACCGGGCUGCACAGUACCGGCUCUAUUACCUUCACUGACUCUUUGCUGGCUUGGAUACUGGGAUCACAUCUUCUGUUGCCUGUUAUGGACUCCAUGUCUGAGCCUUCCCACCUCCUCUUAGCGUAGUCAAUAUAUCAUAAACUUCACUUCUUCCAGUGAGUCCAGCAGGUGUGUGCCUAGGACCCGUGAAGUAUUUCACACCAUUGCAGGUGCGCAGGGCACCGAGAGUGAUACUUCACACUAGCCACUCCGUUUUCACUGGAUGCCUGCAUAGUGACAAGUUUCGUGUUGGAAGCGCACUCAGGUUCUAAGUGGCUCAGAGGGGCUCUGCAGAGGCCACUUGGGUAGCAUUGAAACAGCAACAUGGAAGAAGAGCAUUUGGGGAUGAGGAACUGGCAUGUUCAAAGGGCGGGACCCUGCACAGCAGAGUUUGUUGGGGAAAGGCAGGUGGAUAUGAGGGCCAGAGGGGAGGAGCAGUGAGGAUGUGAAAGGGAAGAAAUGAGAAGGAACAGAAGGCAGGUCUUGAAGAACCUUCUGGUUUAAGUAGAAGCUUUGGGUGUUACCUUACAAGUUGUCCAGUGGAACUCAAAGCUCAAAUUUGCAUUUUCAACUCCUCAUCUUAGUCAAUGGUGGGGAAGCUUAUUUAGUGAUAAGGCAUGCUGGAGGGGGAAAAAAAAAAAAAAAAAAAAAAAAAAACACCUGACCAGGGGGCUGUGGCAAGUAGUCCCAGAGAGGCACGGAAGAAGAAGCAGGAUGGAUAACUACAAGGCCACCGGGCUGAGGGGCCAUCGAGUGGUCGCCUUUUUCAUUAGGCCAGAUCUGCAUGAUUCCCACGGCUGUGUGAGUGGGGUUGCCAUUAACCGUCAUGGGAACCUGUAGAGACAAUCUAAAUUAAGAAGGAAGAAACGAAGCCUCCCGUUUGGCGACACGCAGGGUCUGUAAAGGCACUGGAGGAAUAAGUGCGCCUUGGCACUCGUGGAGGCAGGAGCCUCCACAGGGGCAUUUUCAGGGCAGUCGGGACAGUGGCUAAGGAUGGGAGCUGUUGUGCUGAGGAGUGUUGAGUUGCGGCAGAGAGGCUGCAGGGCUGCAGGGCUGCAGGGCUGCGUGGCCCCGAGACAUGCAGAUUAUGCAGAGAGCAGCUGCAGGCCACAGGUGGGGCUGCUCUUCUGAAGAGCUGAUGAUGAAGGAGGAAGAGGGCGGCACUACGUUUCCCCCUUCUUUGCUUGUGCUCACUCCAGUCCCAACUCUGCACGUGGGAUAAUUCACUGCAGGGACCACUUGGCUAUUACCUCCCCACCCUGCUUAUGGGCUGUGAUUGUCUGAAGACCCUGAGGCUCCAGGCUGGGGUCUGAAGAGCUCAUGCUGAUCUCAGGCAUGGUUCUGGACACUGUAGGCCAAUAUGAUGGCUGUCUGCUCUUCUGAGAGCUAGUGAGUCUAGGGUUGGGGGUGAUAUUCUGAGUUUAUGGGCUGUAGAUGGCCAGGAAUCCUCUUCAGGCCUGUCUUCUCAUCCCUACGCCAUGAUGACAGAUCCACCCAUGAUGCAAGGCUCACAGAGAACACAGAGCACUCACCUCAAUUUCCUCAGCCCCGAGCCCUAACUCAGUGCCGGAGCCAUCCUGAUAGCUACCAAGACUAUCUUUCCUCUGUCUGAGGAAGUGCCACCAUCAAAACAAAAGUUCAGCAACUCCGGGCUUCACACACCCCAGCCCCUCCACGCCCUGUUCUCUCUUUCAUGCCCAAGCCAUGCACUGCUCACCAUCAAUUUCGAGUGGCAGCCUUUCCAGCACGUGGUCCCGCCUUGCUCUGUUUGAAGUGUCCUUUGAGUUUGUUCCCUCUUCUCUAUCCCCACUGCCCCCGCCCGAUCUGCAUGUGUACGCAUCUGUAUGGACUGCGGGUGUCCCUACCCCUCCGUGGUGAAGCCCUAACCUCCAAUGUGACUGCAGGGCCUGUUGGAGGUUAUAAGAUGAGGUCACGGGGAUGGAGCCGCAUGUUUGGAUUAGUGUCUUCAUAGGAGAGAGACCGCAGGUAUCUCUUUCUGUCCCCACAGCUCCAAGGUACCUGUAGACUGUGAAGCAGGCACUCAGUGGCAACUGGAUGAGCCAGAACCUGGAUCCUCCCUUCCCAGCCACCGGAAUGCUUCCGGUUAAAGCCCUGACCCCUCCCUGGCUGUGGGCUCUCUUAUAACUAGAGUUAUGGUAGUUUCCUAUUCUGCUUAUCUACUUCCUGUCUCAUCUUUAGUGUAGGAUACUGGGUUCCUUCAUGGCACUUAGCACGGAUGGCAGCACUUGUUAGUACUCAGUUGCUUGGCAUUUAUCUUUAUAACCAGAUGGUCUGCCCCACGAAGCCAAGGCUGAGUAUCACAUCUGGCAUGCAGUAGGUGACUACUGAGGAAAUGAAAUGCUGUGCUGGUGAGAUGGGUCCGUGAGUGGACAUGUGUGCGGAUACUUGCUGCCAAGCCUGAUGACUUGCGUUCUAUCCCUGGAAUCCAAACAGUGGAAGGAGAGAACCAACUCCAUCAGGUUGUCCUCUGACCUUCACAUAUAAAACAUGCACACACAUAUACAUACACACGUGUGCACGCUACACACUGAAUCAAUAAAACAACAACAAAAUGCUGGCUUCAAUAAAGCUCUCCUUGUUU